ACAAUCUGCUGCAGGGAUUCUGUCCACUGUUGAGAAAUAACAAAAACUCCCGCUUUUUUGUUUUCAGCUUCAAACUUCAGCCUAUAAAAGCUCAGAAGACUUUCAUUUGGGUUAAACGUUAAGAUCUGAAGAUGAGGCGUGUCGUGGUUUUACUGGCUGUGUUGUGGGCGACUGACGCUGUGAGGUUCGGUCAGCUCUGCAGUGGAAACCAGGACAACAGGAGGAGGACAUCAGACUCUUGGGGACAAGGACACUAUGGAGCCCGUCGAGGGGGCAGAACCCACCAGGGUCUGGACAUCGUGUGCAGUGAUGGGUCCACUGUCUACGCUCCUUUUGAUGUGACUCUGAAUGGAAAAGUGACUGUCUACAAUGACAAGAGCAAAGCGGCCAUCAACCAGGGCAUCAGCAUGACAGGAGAGGGUCUCUGCUUCAAGCUGUUCUAUGUGAGGCCGGAUCAAACCUCUGGCUCUGUGAAGAAGGGGGAGCGUAUUGGAACUAUGCUUCCAAUGCAGAGUGUUUACAGUGGAAUCACUUCACAUGUCCACGUCCAGAUGUGUGACAAGAGUGACCCCACACAGUACUUCUGAGCUGAUCCUGGUGGGCUGCAUCUACUCUCAGACAACCUACACCUUACCCACUCACUGGGAUCGUCUGAUCCACCCACUGAGAAUUUGCCCCACCCACAGAGGACCCAAUCCACCCACUGAGAGUCUGAUCCAAGACUCGGCCCAGUCUGAAGGACUUGGGCGUGUGAUUUAUAUGAAUCAGUGUGGCCCAACAAAUUACAGACUCUAAAUUCUCUCCUGUAGCUGUUUGGUGUUUUUAUUCACAAAAUUGUCAAAUGUGUUUUUGUGUUUGUUGUUGACACAGGUUUGAUGGGGUUGUUGCAUUUCAAAAAGGUGAUAGUUCAGUUCCAAGUUUAGGAAAUAAAAAUGUAGACCCAACUUCAUAAAUAAAUAAGAAAACUUUGAUCAGAAACACAUAAACAAAUAUGUCUCUAAAACUAUAUUUGUUUAAAUUGCUUUCCAAAUGUAAAAAUGAUCUCAACAUGAACGCUUAUUAAAGAAAUUAUUUUAAUUCUCACAAAAACACACUAUGUGUCACGUUGCAGGUUAGGAGGAGGUUAGGACCCAAGAUGCAGACAACACCAGAUGACACGAGGCAGGAGCGGUUUAAAAGUAAAAUCCUUUUAUUAGGAUGACAAACCAAAAAUCCAAAAGGGCAGGAAGCAAAAAACCAAAGUCCUGAGUACCAGGAGAACAAAAGCUCACAUAGAGCACAAACCAAGCGACGAGGCACAAAAGCUCACAUAGAGCACAAGACAACGCUGACACAAAACAAUGGACCGACAAGGCAAUGAGACACAGAGAGGGCAUAAUGGGAGGCAGAUGAGCUGCAGGUGUGUGGGGAGAGGACCAGGCGAAAGCAUUAACUAAUCAGGGAGGAAACUAACAUGACCUGAGAGUAAAACCUAAAAACAAGAAAAGCAACCACAUAACUAUUAUUCUAAAGGGAAGGAAAACUACAAAGACCGGUGGGAAAAAACAUAUAAAGAGACUAAUAAAAUGAAAAGCUGAAACUAUAAAAACUGCAGAGGGGUGACUGGGGAAGACUAAAGGAACACAGGACCUGAGAGAGAUAUCUCUGGAGGGCUGAAGACCAGGGGACACAUGAGGAACACAAAGAGACACAUGAGCGGGAUUCUUAGGGGGGAAUGGGGCACACAAGGAGACACAUGAGGGAGGCGCAGACACAGACCAUGACACUAGGAGUGCAAAAGAAGUGCCUGAAAUGUGCUCAUUCAAGUGUACAAAACAUCAGUCAAUCAAUAGACUUAAAAAGGAAAAAUGGUGUGAAUCAAUUUUCAAAGUACAACAGAAUUUGAUUAUUAAAGCUCACAUUUGCUCAU
Nothobranchius furzeri (turquoise killifish) is the source of this 1909-nucleotide messenger RNA. It is a transcript of the gene lect2.1, whose product is annotated as leukocyte cell derived chemotaxin 2, tandem duplicate 1. Lineage: Eukaryota; Metazoa; Chordata; Actinopteri; Cyprinodontiformes; Nothobranchiidae. The record is from RefSeq and is a predicted model, not a curated record.